This is a messenger RNA of Trypanosoma theileri, 3537 nucleotides long. RefSeq lists its product as uncharacterized. The coding region runs from base 1 to 3537 and encodes 1178 amino acids. The transcript has a single exon. The record is from RefSeq and is a predicted model, not a curated record. Lineage: Eukaryota; Euglenozoa; Kinetoplastea; Trypanosomatida; Trypanosomatidae.
AUGGAGAAUCAAUGUGCUGCCGUCUCUGUCAAUGAGAAGUCCGACGGGCGAUCGACGCAGUUGACCCGCAACUCAUUUAUGCCCUCGUGGAUGGCGGACCCGUCGUGGCUGCAGUCGAUUGAGAUCCCGCAGGAUUACAUGGCAGAGUUACUGGAAGAGAAUAUGAAUGGAUCAUCAGGGGCAACAAACAAAUUCCUUAACCCAUCCAAACUUCGUCCCUCUAAAACUACAGCAGCAACCACUACCACCUCCACAACGUCAUCAUUAUUACCAGUAGAAGGAAAGAGAGGAAAUAAACCAAACGCCGUACUCUCUCUUUUAGAGACAGCACGUCGUACAAUGACUUUAUGGGUUGAAGAUGAUGGCGAGAAAAAAGAUAUGGAAUCACAACAUCAGCAGUUAAUGUCCCUUCUUUCUGAUUGUAUCAAGUCCGUAACACAGCGUGCACCUUGGGAUCCAGAAGAAUAUACAACAGAGAUGCGAAAGAAUAUGUUGGAAAUACUUCUUAAAAAGUUUCUUGAUCAAUCUCUUGAUCCUGCCGCAGUUUCACUAUUUGCAAAAGAUGUGAUUCGUCGUUCAUCCGAAACAAAUGUUGUACAAGAACUACAGUGUCUUUGUGUGGUACUUACAUAUGAUAAGACGUGGAAUGGUGAGGAUCCGUACAGACAAGUAGAAAAUUUUAUCUCUUCAAAGGAAUUUGAAGAGUUUAAAGAAGAAUCUCUUGAAGAAGUAAAGAGACGACUUCAUAUGAUGAAUAUUGACCUUAGUAAGAGGGACAUAAAUGCUACACGAGCAUUGACAAUUUGGAAGGAUAUCCAUGGUGAACACCGUGGAAAUUGUUUUGGUAACUCCAUUACUCUCACUCUCACAAGUGUACGUCUUGGUGUCAUAGACAAAGACCAAGCUUCCAAUGAUAAAGGUGGUAAAAAGGGAUUACCAAAGAAAGUAAAAGCAACUUGGUUCCUUAGAGAUAAAGAUCGUGUUGUAAGUUCAGCGAAGGUACUAGGAAAGAAUACUUUAAAUGAUAAUGAAUAUCAGUGGAAAGGAGGAGGUAACCGUGCAACGCUUCUAAUUCCAAAAGGAGCAAAUAAACAAUUUAAAGAGUACACUAUCGUUUUGGAAUUAACAGUCCGUAACGAGUCUUGUGUUUGUACUGGUCCCCGUGAGAAACUCUUGGCAUGUGUUUCAAUUAGUGUGGAUGAUGCUCUUUAUGUAAGUGUAGCACAACUAGACUCUCCAUUGCGUCAGAGAAGAAGUGAGCCAAGUAGUGAACCAUUUGUAAGUGAACCAUUUGGUAAUGAAGAUACGAAGAUUAUAGGAUAUCAUUUUUCUUCUCUUCUAUUAUCAUCCAAUUCUAAAUCUUCUAAUACAGAGAAUAAUAAUGAUAUAUAUCCAUAUGUGGUAGAAUCUGCUAAAGCAUUGUGUAGCAUGCCUUGUCUUAAUCAAGAUCACAACAAGCGACCCCCUGUUAUAGAUGUGGAAAAAGAAAUGGCUGCCGAAGAAGCUCAUUCAAAUUUAUUCACAUCAAAUGUGAACUUGGAUUCAUUGUGUACCAACCAUCAUAAGAGUUUCUUACGGUUAGUUGAUAUUUUAGGUGAUCUUGAUGAUACUUGUGUUUCUAUUCUUAAGGCUUAUACUCGCCGUUAUUUAGUUCAUGAGGAACUGGAGAAUAUCGCACUCCUUGUUUCAGUGUGUACAAGAAGUAAUUUAGUAGAUCGUACCUCUAGAGAACUUUGCUCUCAUGCCCUAGAAUCAAUUGCAGAUCUUAAUGGACAUGUAAGAACACGUAUAGGGGGUCGUCUUUUAAAGGAAGCAUUUGAUACCACACAUUCUCAUAUUUUUGACAUUAUUCUUUCUUUAGAGGAUGUUCCUUCAUCAUCAUCAUCUGAUUCUCUCCAAAAACAGGCUGCAGUAAUUUUGAAUGAUCUCAAACAACUCCUCCUUAUAAUGUAUCCAGAAAUGGACUUCAACGUAAUACUUAAAUUAGAGGCACAGAAGGAUGUACUACCAAUGGUAGAGAUGUUACUAAAACUAGAUGGUCGUUUGCUAAGGGAGCACCGUCGUACACAGGUUCGUGAAACCAAGACAGAUCUUCACAUUCUACAACUUGAUCAGCAGCAGGAUAGCGUAUUAUUAACUGGUAAAACACGAUUUCUACUUGAAUUUAUGAAACAACUAUGUGAGAGAUGUCAACGAGCCUUGUCUCUUACGAAGGGGCCGCGGUCUGCUGAAGUAAUAGUAGUGAUGCUCUGCCGUUUGGAGUGCAUUUCCCACGAUGUGUCCGACCCUUUACGAAGUGUUGUGAGCCGUCUUGUGGGGUGCCUUGCGCGAACACCCGAUGUGGAUCCUCUUGGCGAUGCACUUGGUCUUGUGGUGGAGGUGUGUGGUGCGUUGGCGACUCUUGGGGGGUUGUUGCGUGGCGAUAAGAGAGCGGCGGAGGUCUGCGGUGAUUUGUUGUCGUGUUGCGACUGGUGCUGCUCGCAGAUGCCGUUGUGGUGGUUUGCCCUCUGCGAGCCGCAUGUGGGGGCGUGGGUCGCCGCCGUGGUGGCUGUUGAUCAUGAGAGGGAAAAUGAUGAGGAGGAUCGUGAUGGCGACAAGGGCGAGGCUUCUCUCUCGUGCGGUCUGGGACUUCUGCUGGAUCUCCAGCGGGCGCUUCUCGCCGUGGCGGUGCGGAUCCUCGCGUGGCUGCCGCCGGAGAAGAACUACGACGGGACCCCCGCCCUCGACACCCACGGGAUUUACGCCGGCCGCUUCUUCGCCCUCCAGCGGGCCGUCGUGGAGGCCGCCGUCGACGCCAUCGUCGCGCGGGGCCGAACCGGCCGUGGCCUCCACGCCGCCCUCGAGACCCGCGCGACCCUCCGCCAGCACGACGCCGCAGCCCGCGCCUUCACAGACGCCGACGUCCACGACGCUCUCGUGAGGAACAACGACCCGCACAAUCUUCUCGAGCAUGAAAGGCGCGUCAGCGCACAACUCACACACGCCACAAUAAUCGCAGCAGCGGAUGACUUUUCACAACACAUCCGAAACGACAUGGAACGCACCGCCCUGAGUCAACUCGCAGAUGUCGCGGCCCCGGAGGCUAAUAUAAAGCAGGCUGCCACACGUCUCGCUACUCAUAUAAAGGGAGAGUUGCAACUUGCGAAGCGCAUUCUUGAUAAGGAUGACUUUGCAGAGUUCUUUAGUGAAGUGGCAGUACGAGCCUAUUUUAAUGCCUUUCAGCGCCUGCUGGAUCAAUAUUCGGCGUCACCAAUGCCGCCUGAACGUGUCCCAUUGCUUCUACAGCUCCUGCACACGCUUGAAGAAGAACUUCAAUCCGUGGUAGACAUUGCCAAGAUGGAGACGGAAUCCGUCAUUUCUAUGAAACUUAAGACAAAUGUAAUGUCAGUUCUUUUGAGUGAAUCAAGUGCAGCACUCGUGGAGAUGGCAAAUUCAUCAGUUCUUAAUGAGGUGGAACGGGAGCAGGUGACACGUAUAUUAAGGUUUCGCACCGAUAAUAUCGCAAAGCAGUAUAUCCGCAAAGUAGGUGCCAAAUGA